AUGGCUUUUGCGUCUGAACCCGUGGAUCCUAAGGAACCUGAGCUGAUAGGGAAGGAAAUCAUCACUUCUGUGAAGGAUAACCCUUCUCAGCGCGUCAAGUGGACUAUUCAUCGACCCGUGUCGGGCUGGUAUAUUCGCAUUCGAUCUUCCCACUUCGCGCCAAAAUCUUUCGUUUCCCUCGUUCCUUGUAACCCAUCGGAGGGAGAUCCGACGACCGGUGCCCUGGCAUUUACUUGCCAAACAAGAAUAGACAUGAACCCUCCACCUCCCGCGUACUCUCAUGCCGCCCAAGAAACCCCUUCAGUGCAAUCACCCAGCAUGUCUUAUCCUCCGCAACCUUCGGCAUCAUCGUAUUCUCCAGUCUCUUCCAGUAGCUCAUUGAAUUUGUACGCAACUGCUCUACGCAAUGGUCUAUCCUCACCCAAAUCACCUCCACCGCCGUUUGGAGCACCUGGAGCAUAUACUCGACCAGUCGCAAAUGUUCCCCCUGCUCACAUUGGCGUCACCAGAUUCGUCCUCAAGCCUGCUAGUAUUGCCGCGACCGCGCCGAGCCGACUUUCGUUCUUCUCUUCAGCUUUAAAAAGUUCCAUUUUCGGAGCCGGAAAGUCGUUUACGAUCCAGGCAUCUCACGAGUUCCAUUCAACUCCGAGCUCAUCCUCAGCCCCGCAUCCCCAAUCAGCCCCGACCACCCCAGUGCUCGCGUUUCGUGACACUACGCCUCUUAUUGGUGCACACUCCACAAGUGGAAUAAUUGAGCUAGAUCACGGAGUGGCGAGGGUGUUGGGAGUGGACUUAAGUUGGUGGAUUUCGGUUGCUCUGGCCUAUAUCGACUUCCUGGAUGAAAGAGAUGGAUAUCAAGCGGCUUCGGACGGCUAA
Cantharellus anzutake is the source of this 876-nucleotide messenger RNA. RefSeq lists its product as uncharacterized. Lineage: Eukaryota; Fungi; Basidiomycota; Agaricomycetes; Cantharellales; Hydnaceae. The record is from RefSeq and is a predicted model, not a curated record. Bases 1 to 876 code for a protein of 291 amino acids. The transcript is spliced from 5 exons.